Messenger RNA from Erythranthe guttata (spotted monkey flower), 2053 nucleotides. Lineage: Eukaryota; Viridiplantae; Streptophyta; Magnoliopsida; Lamiales; Phrymaceae. The record is from RefSeq and is a predicted model, not a curated record.
AUGGGUUCCGAAUCCGAAGGGAAGAAGAGCAAAAAAGGGCCCCAAAGCCCACAGACGGCAGGCAGCAAGAAGAAUUACCUCCUGCUGCCAUCGCGCUUAAGUGACGACGAUGAAGAUCAACAAAGUGUUGAUGAAUCAUCAUCUACUAGUACAGGUUCAGAUUCUGAUUCAGAUGUCGAAUCUGUGGACGAAGAGGAUGAUGAUUUUUUGCAGCCGGAGAGCAAUAUACCGAUAAUUGACAAAGAAACAAACAGACUUGCAGUUGUUAAUUUGGACUGGAGUCAAGUGAGGGCUGUUGACUUGUACGUUUUGAUGAGUUCCUGUGUUCCAAAAGGAGGACAAGUUGUGUCUGUAACUGUUUAUCCAUCUGAGUUUGGACUUAAGCGCAUGGAGGAGGAGGCUGUACGUGGUCCCGUUGGAUUAUUUGACGAUGAUGAAGAGGAAACUGAUGGAGAUGAUGAUGAGAUUGAUAACACUAAACUACGUGCUUAUGAAUUAAGUAGGCUAAGGUACUAUUAUGCUGUUGUGGAAUGCGAUUCAAUUGCUACAGCAGAUUACAUUUACAAAACUUGUGACGGGAUUGAGUUCGAAAGAUCAGCCAAUAAGUUGGAUCUGAGAUUUAUUCCAGACUCUAUGGAGUUUAAGCAUCAGCCUCGUGAUACUGCUACUGAGGCACCAGCUGAUUACGAAGGUAUAGAUUUUCAAACUCGAGCACUGCAACACAGUAACAUUCAUCUCACAUGGGAUGAAGAUGAACCUCAGCGUGUAAAGACCAUGAAGAGAAAACUCAAUGAUGGACAGCUUGCUGAGUUGGAAAUGAAAGAGUUUUUGGCCUCUGAUGAGAGUGAAUCCGACGAAGAAGAUAAUGUUGAUAACACAGAAGAAAAAUCUCUGAAAAAAUGCAGCAAACGAGAUAAGUACCGCGCUCUGGUCCAAUCAGGUGACGGCUCAGACGAAGAUAACGAAUAUGAUAGUGAUCAACAGGACAUGGAAGUUACUUUCAACACCGACUUAGAAGACAUAAGCAAACGUAUAUUAGAAAAGAAGAACAAAGAAGCAGAGACUGUGUGGGAGUCUUAUCUCCGAAAGAGAAAGGAGAAAAAGAAAGCAUCGAAAAAAGGGUCCAAGUAUUCUUCAUCAGAGGAUGAAGGUAUUGAUCGUACUGAACGAGAACAAGUUGAUGAUUUCUUUGUUGAAGAUGAGCCUUCGGCUAUUGGGAGUACUAAAAAAAGGAAGGCUGGUCAAGAAACAGCAGAAGAAGCCGAAGAAGCCGAAGAAGCAAGCAGAGCAGAACUUGAGCUUUUAACUGCUGACGACAAUGGAGGAGAGGCCAACUUAAAGGGCUACAAUUUGAAACCUAAGAAGAUCAAAGGAAAGAAAGGGAAGGGAGUUCAAGAUGAGGCGAAAAUACCGAGUUUCGAGGUUGAAGAUCCGCGUUUUUCAGCUAUAUUGACAUCUAGCCACUUCUCUAUCGAUCCAACUGACCCACAAUACAAAAGGAGUGCAACUUAUGUUCGGCAAGUUGCACAAAAGCAGAAGAUUGGGGACAAGAAAAACUCAGAACAAACGGAUCACUUUGAGAUUCCCGACGAGGCUUCAAUGCACAAACACGACAAGGUAAUAUCUGAGGAAUCCACUAAAAGACAAGAAAAGAAUGAGUUAUCUUCACUAGUCAAGUCAAUCAAAAUGAAGUCGAGUAAAUUAUCUUUAGCCUCUCAAGCUAAAGUACCUCAGAAACGCACAAAUUUGCAGUUCAAUGCAAAGAGACAAAAAAAGUAGGUAAAAAAUUGAUGCAGACUGUGUGCUGCAUCGUGUCACCAAAACAAGAGGUUGAGGAUGCAAGAAAAAAACGGAUAUUUAUUGGAUUAAGGUUUUUGGCAAAGAUGAUGAAUUGUUUUUGUACGAGAUAGGACUUGCCCGUUUUUUACUGUUGUUUCGAGAAUUUCUCAGUUUUGAUAUUGAAGUUCAUUUUUCUUAAUGUCACAUUAUUUCAUUGUGAUUCUACAAAGUUUGAAUAUGUUGUAUUGCAUGGAUGGAUACUACUUGGCAUAAC